This is a messenger RNA of Thalassophryne amazonica, 1440 nucleotides long. Its product is annotated as protein NLRC3-like. The transcript is spliced from 6 exons. Gene Ontology annotation, molecular function: protein binding. NCBI's taxonomy places the organism in Eukaryota, Metazoa, Chordata, Actinopteri, Batrachoidiformes, Batrachoididae. The coding region runs from base 16 to 1425 and encodes 469 amino acids. The record is from RefSeq and is a predicted model, not a curated record.
CCACAUGAAGCCCACAUGAAGAAAUCACGAAGCCUCCACAUCAUGUGUCACAUCCCAGUCUUCUGUUGGAUUACGGCUACAGUUCUGGAGGAUGUGUUGGACACCAGAGACAACCCAGAGCUGCCAGAAGCCCUGACUGAGAUGUACUUCCUACCUUCCGAUCUAUACUUCCUGGUGGUUCAGUGCAAAGUGAAGCAGGUCAAGUAUGAUGGAGGAGCUGAGACAGAUCCACUGUGGAAUCCAGAGGACAGGAAGAUGAUUGUGUCUCUGGGGAAACUGGCUUUUGAGCAGCUGCAGAAAGGGAAGCUGAUCUUCUAUGAAGAGGAUCUGACAGAGUGUGGCAUCAAUAGCAGAGCAGCCACAGUGUACUCAGGAGUCUUCACACAGAUCUUUAAAGAGGAGAGAGGACUCUACCAGGACAAGGUCUUCUGCUUCAUUCAUCUGAGUGUUCAGGAGUUUUUGGCUGGUCUUUAUGUCCAUCUGAACUUCAUCCAGUCUGGAGGCAAUCUGCUGUCCAAAAAACAAACCACAUCCAGAAUGUCGGAGACAUCUGAAGAUAAACCUAAACUAAUGCAUCUCCAUCAGACUGCUGUGGAUGAGGCCUUACAGAGUCCAAAUGGACACCUGGACUUGUUCCUGCGCUUCCGUCUGGGUCUUUCCCUGCAGACCAAUCAGACUCUCCUACGAGGCCUGAUGACACAGAUGGACAGAAUCUCAAAGACUAAUCAGGAAACAGUCAAGUACAUUAAGAAGAAGCUCAAUAAGAAUCUGUCUGCAGAGAGAAACAUUAAUCUGAUCCACUGUCUGAAUGAACUGAAGGAUCGUUCUCUACUGGAUCAGAUCCAGCACCUCCUGAACUCUGGAAGUCUCUCUGAACGUGGUCUGUCUGGUUCUGACUUAUCAGCUUUGGCCUUCAUCUUACUGUCCUCAGAUCAACAUCUGGAUGUGUAUGACCUGAAGAAAUAUAAACCUUCACACAAGGCUCUUCUGCUGCUGCUGCCACUGCUGUCUGCUGGACUGGAGAGUCCACUCUGUAACCUGCAGACUUUCAGGUUAUCUGGCUGUAAUAUGUCAGAGAGAAGCUGUGAAGUUCUGUCUUCAGUUCUCAGCUCUCAGUUCUCCAGUCUGAGAGAACUGGACCUGAGUCACAACCAGCUACAGGAUUCAGGAGUGAAGCUGUUGUCUGCUGGACUGGAGAGUCCACAAUGUCACCUGGAGACUCUCAGGCUGAGUUUGUGUGAUCUGUCAGAGAGAAGCUGUGAAGUUCUCAGCUCAGUUCUCGGCUCUCAGUCCUCCAGUCUGAGAGAACUGGACCUGAGUGACAACGAUCUACAGGAUUCAGGAGUGAAGCUGCUGUCUGCUGGACUGGAGAGUCCACACUGUCACCUGGAGACUCUCAGGUCAGCACUCAUCCAUGUUGUGUAGCAGCUCCAUAAAUCA